This is a messenger RNA of Corapipo altera (White-ruffed manakin), 6318 nucleotides long. RefSeq names its product SURP and G-patch domain containing 2 (gene SUGP2). Gene Ontology annotation, molecular function: RNA binding. NCBI's taxonomy places the organism in Eukaryota, Metazoa, Chordata, Aves, Passeriformes, Pipridae. The record is from RefSeq and is a predicted model, not a curated record. Gene Ontology annotation, biological process: RNA processing. The transcript has 10 exons. Gene Ontology annotation, cellular component: nucleoplasm. Bases 87 to 3404 code for a protein of 1105 amino acids.
GGAGGGAGGGAGGGAGGGGGGUGCCCCGGAGGGAGGGAGGGAGCGGCGGAGGGGCCCCCGCUCCGCCCCGGCCGCAGGGUGUAAAAAUGGCCUCCCGGCGCAUCACCCGCGAGUCGUUCGGCGCCGUGGUGCAGGACAAAGUGAAGCGCUACCGCGGGGAUGCCGCCGAGGAGGCGAUCCAGCAGCGCUUCAGAGCCCACUCCAGGCCCGUCCCGAGGCCGCGCUACGACGAGAGCUUCCACGACGGCGGGAGAUACCCCCACGACAACCCCCAGCCCCGCCACCCCCCCGAGGAGUGGGGGGAAGACCCCCGGGAGGACUAUCCAGGCCCUUCCUACAGGCCUGCGAGUCCCCUCCUGCGGAAGGACAACUACUACCACGAACAGUUCGGCCGCCCCGUGCCGCGGGACCGGCAGUUCGGCCGCCCGGCGCCUCACGAGCGGGAGUACGGGCGCCCAGCUGCCCAAAACAGGGAGUAUGGGCACCCAGCUGCCCAAAACAGGGAGUAUGGGCACCCAGCUGCCCAAAACCGGGAGUACGGGCGCCCGGCGUCGCGCGACCGGGAGUAUGGACACCCGGCUUCCCACGAGAGGGAUUACGGGGGCCUGGCUUCCCACGACCAGGAUUAUGGCCCUCCUGACUCUUGGGAAGCUGCCGGGCCACACGAACCCGAUUUUAGCCCUUCGGAUAUCCUGGGGGACUUCAGGUCGCCGGGGCUCAUGGAGGAAGAGUACGGCGGCGUGGAAAACCAGGAGUACGACGUGGAGUUCGGGGUCCAAGACAGCGAGUUCCGGCCCCCCAUCCGGAGGGGGGCCGUUGGCAGGGGGAGGAUCCUGAGGGGAAAGCGGCUCACGAGGGGUGUGGUUAAGGGUAAAGUGUUCAAAGGAGAGGUCAAAACUCCCCUCAAGAAGUGGAACGUGAAGAAACCGCAGCCGGGCCUCGAUCCGCAGGCGCUGGAGCAGCCCCUGGAAGCUGCCGAAGAACCCGAGCAGGGACCGGUGCCCGUCCAAAAGCUGCCUCCACGACCCAAUCAAAGGCCUGCCCUGGCGGCCCAGAGACCCAUCCUCAGGCUCCCAAAGCCUGCCCACGUGUUCAGGAACCUCAGCUUCGACCUGGUGGAUAAAUCAGACAUUUUUUCCACGUUCGGAGUGGAGAUCAUAAAGUGGGCCGGGUUCCACGCCAUCAAGAACGACGCCGAGUUCUCCCGGCUCUUCGGGGCUCUCUUCGAGCUGGAGACAGAAACCUGUGCCAAAAUGCUGGCCUCCUUCAAGUGCUCCCUGAGGCCAGAGCACAGGGAUUACUGCUUCUUCACCAUCAAGAGCUUGCAGCACGCCGCCCUGAAAACCCCCAAGGUGGACAACGAGUUUUUGAACAUGCUGCUGGACAAGGGCGCCGUGAAAACCAAGAACUGCUUCUUCGAGAUCAUCAAACCCUUCGACAAAUACAUCAUGAGGCUCCAGGACCGGCUCCUGAAGGGGGUCACCCCCCUGCUCAUGGCCUGCAACGCCUACGAGCUGAGCAUCAAGACGAGCGGCUUUGGGAACCCCAGAGAGAUGGCCGGUGCUUUCGAGACCACCGUGUCUCUGUGUCGGAAGUCCCUGGCUCUCCUGGGCCAGACCUUUGCCCUGGCGUCUGUUUUCAGGCAGGAGAAGAUCCUCGAGGCCGUGGGGCUCCAGGAAAUGGCUCCGGCGCCGACGCUCUUCCCGAACUUCGACGACUCCACUUUGUUCGGGAGGGAGUACAUUGAGAACCUGAAGGCUUGGCUGGAGAAGAGUGGGUACCCCAUCCAGAUGAAAAGACCCGAACCCGAGGCCACAGAGCAGCUUAAAACCCCCUCUGCUGACACGAAAGCAGUCCCACAACGAGCUGAUAGGAAAGUUGUGGAGACAAUUGAGCAGCUGGUGAAGAGCAUCGUGUCAGGAACCUUGUCUGCCAAAGACAGGAGUGCUCAGAAGAACUGCCCUGAAUAUUGGUUCCUGUCUGAUGAGGACAGCCUGGAGUACAAAUAUUACAGACUGAAGUUGUCAGAGAUGCAGAGGAGGAAGGAGGAGGGUGGGGAGGGCAGGACCCCAGAAGAAGCUGCCACAGAAUCCAUCAGGGCCCUGCUGUACGCCAGGAAAAUUGCAAGUAUUAAGAGAAGACUGUUCAAGAGAAAAAGGCCUGGAGUGCUCCCCCAGCGUGGCACCCGAGGAAGGAAGGUGAGGAGAGCAACCAUAGGGACACAGACUGUGCUUUCAGCUGGGACAGUGCUGAGGCACCAAGACAAACAUCUUCCAGGUCCAGCCCAGGUCUCCAGCCUGUCCCAGCAGAACUCUCCCCUCGUCCCCACCUCGUCCCCACAGCGUGGCCCCGGCUCCGAGGCCUCUCUGCCAGCAGAGGAAAGGGCAGAUCCCGAGGAUUUAUCAGCACCACCAGAGCUUUUCCCACCGCUGGCCUCUCAGUUUCCUGAUGUGGAUGCCAAAACCAUGGAAACUGCAGAGAAACUUGCCAAGUUUGUGGCUCAGGUAGGACCAGAAAUCGAGCAGUUCAGCAUAGACAACAGUGCAGAUAACCCAGACCUCUGGUUUCUACAGGAUCAAAACAGCUCUGCUUUCAAAUUUUACCGGAUGAAGGUCUAUGAGUUGUGUCCCUCCAUCAACUUCAGCGCUGUGUCUGAAGCAGCUGAGGCUGGGGAAGGUGCUAAAGCUGGAGAGAGGACUUUGGAUCUUUCAGAAGAGGAAGAGGAGGAAGAAGAAGAAGAAGAGGAGGAAGAGAACGAGGAGGAAGCCGAGUUUGAGGAGGACAUUUCCCAGCCUUUGGAAGAAACGGAGCAAGCAGAGGAGGGAGACGAGGAGGACGUGCCAGCAGGUAGAAGUGUGGAAAACCUAGAUGAAGAGAUGGUUUCCAAAACAGGAGAGGAAAUGUCAGCAGGUGAAAUGCAGCUUUCCAGCCCCUCUGAUGGUGCUGUACCAAAUCUGUCGACACAGGCACCGGCCGCUGCCCCCGGCACCCCCUUCCCCCGCAAACGAAUCAGCAGCAAGUCCCUGAAGGUUGGGAUGAUCCCUGCCUCUAAAAGGAUCUGCCUCAUAGAAGAACCAAAAGUGCACGAGCCUGUCAGGAUUGCUUAUGACAGACCUCGGGGUUGCCCAGUUACAAAGAAGAAGAAGAAACCAAAAGAUUUGGAGUUCUCCCACAAGAGGCUGACACACAGGAACGUGGGGUUCCAGAUGCUCCAGAAGAUGGGCUGGCAGGAGGGACACGGCCUCGGGACACGAGGGAAAGGAAUCAGAGAGCCUGUAAAAGUGGGUGCUACCUCUGCAGGGGAGGGCUUGGGUGUUGCAGGGGAAGAAAAUAAAGAAGAUGCAUUUGAUGUUUUCCGUCAGAGAAUGAUACAAAUGUACAGGCAGAAAAGAGCAAGUAAAUAGGUUUGACAUAAAGAGACUGGCUGGCUCUAAAGUGCCUGGGAAAUGCAAAGCUGCUGUGGGAAAGAUCUUCAGCAGAGUAUGAAGAGCACUCUGGUCUCUGAGUAGUGGACUCCAGUGCUAAUGUAUUUAAAUAUCCUCCAAGAUUCCAGUUAGCCUUGUGUUGUGCAAGCUAACAGCUUGGGUGGCAUCUUCUGAGGAAGAAACAGCUGGUUUGGGCUCAGAAGUGCCUGGUUUUACCUCUCUCUCUCUCUCUUUCUCUUCCUCUCUCUCUCUGGCCAAGUUUGCCUGUUUUGUGAUGAGAUUCCUCACCCCAAAAAAAAAUGGAAUAAGUGACAUGAGAACCACCAUGGGCCUGGUUUGGUUCUGGCCCUUCCUGAAAGCAAGACCCUUCUCAAAUUCAGACCUUUUGUGAGGCAGUUCAGAUUCUGUGACCCUGCAUUUUGUUGAGGGGUCCAACCUUCCAACCCACUUCUGCACAAAGCUGUUUCCUCCCCUCCCUGCACCAGUUUUCAGAAGAGUCUCCACCCCUGUGUGUUUUAUUUGGGGUGGGAGUCCAGGCUUUUUAGUGCAGGGUGAGCAGCUGAGUCCAUCCCAGUCUGACAGCACCAAACCCUUCCUGGGAAAGCUCAGCUGGGAAGGUUUUUUUCCUCGCAGUGAACAAGCUGUACAGUUCUAAGUGUGCUUUUUGUUUGGACACAAAUUUGCAGCUCUGCCCCAAGAAAUCCUUGAAUCACUUCUUUUCCCUCUCCAAGGAGUUUUAAGUCAUGAGGGGGGUGCAGGUUCAUGUGCCUGCAGAAAACACUGAAGAAAACACUUGGAAGUGGAUCAUCACUUUUAUAAGACCAUCAGUUUAGAGAGUCAUUUCUAUCAAACAUCUGCUUUGCAGAAGUUCUUUGAUUGAAAAAUCCCAACACCUAAGACAAAAAACUUUAUACUUUUAAGGGACUAUUCCAGAAUUUACUGAAAGAGAAGGCUGGAUUAAUGAACAAAAAGUUUUACCUGCUUGGUGAAGCAGCCCUGAAGACGUGGAAGAUUUAACAAGUGUUACCAAAACAACCCUCCAAGGUCUGAUCACUCAUCUUUCCCUGGCUUGCACAUCACUGAGGCAUUUCUGAGAGGGACAGAAUUGAACAUGGCACUUUCUAGUGCAAUCCUCCAUCCUGACCUGUCCAAAACCAGCCCCAGGGCUUCACUUGAGUGUUUACAGCACCCAAACCUGCUCCCACUCUUUAAAGAGCUGCUCCUGGGCUGACCAGCAGCACAUUCUGCUCUCCCCAUCCUUGCAGAGCACCCCCAGGGAUGUGGCAGCAGCUCCAGUUCCUGGCAAAUCUGCAAGAUUUGUGUUCUUUGCUGUUCAGAGAGCCUCAUUUUGCUCUUCCUCCACCAAAAAGUGGUCGCAGGGGAGUGUCUCCAUCUCCAGUCUCCCCCCAGCAGCAAGUUUUCCUUGCCUGGCAGCAAAGCACUGUUAGUUUAUCAAUGCAACUUGAUUUUUUUUUUUGGUUUUUUUUUUCCUUUACUGACUUUGAAACCAAAAGGAACAAGAUCAUGGCGUUGUGCAGUUUUCUGCUCACUCAGUUUUGGUUGCCUUGAAGCACAAAAUCACCCAAUAACACCACAGAGGAACCCACUGGUGGCUCCGUUUUUCCACGGGUGUGGAGUUUUUUUCCCACGUGUCUUCACCUCCUGCAGUGCAAGAAGCUGAAGCACAAAGGCCCUGAAUACAAAUAAGUUUAUCUGGUGGUCAGAUUUAAGGACAUUUUGAGAGCCCAGACAUUUCUUGGACCGCAGGGAAAAUCCUCAGUCCCAGUAUUUGGCGGUUUGAGCUGUUUAACUCCUGUUUGGGUGUGGUUUUCACUGCCCCCCCUCCCUUUCUUUCCUGGGCCUAACCAGUGUAAAGCUUGAGCCUUCCAACGAGAUCUCCCAGUCCCAGUCUGGCUUGGAAUAACUGGAACCAGCUCUGUUGGCCUCUGAUUUAUCCCUCAGACCCACUCCAGAGGGUUUAGCUUUCCUCUUAGCCCAGGGGUGAAGCUGCCAGUGCGUUGCUGCCCCUGAUUUUUUAUAUCCCUGCACGAUUCCAGUUCACCUCUUCUUUCCCAUUUCCUGCUUUGGAAGAAGGAUCCUUGAUUCCAUGGCCUGUUAUUGCCAGGGUGGAGUUGCAGGCUGGAGUGAAACCCAGCCCUCAGCCCCAGCCCAGCCCUCGGGGCUGCUCUGGUUUAACCCGAGUUAAACGGGCACAGCCCCCCUGGAGGUGCCUUUGCUGGGCUCCUGCUCCCCUCAGUCUGGGAGAACCCUUGGAAUCCGGGCUGGGAAGUGGUGCUGCCCUUCCCUGAGAGUUCAGCUUAAGAGUUUAAAGCUGCCUUGAGAGUAAAGGUGCACAUUGGGAACCUCCUGAGCUGGAGCGUGGCCUGUCUUGUGCCAACCCCGAAUUUGGGAGCUGCUCUCGGCUCUGGUGCCGAAAUUCCAGCGUUGCUCCCACGUUGGGUUCACCCUUUGCCACUUGAUCUUGUUUUUUGCCAAGAGCUGACCUUGUACACUCCUCCUUUGGUUCUGCCCUGCCUUUUUGCAGGCAGCUCUGAGGAGCUGUAAGAUGUGAAACGUUUGUGAUGCAGACACUUUGCCUUUGCCGGAGGUUUUUACAAGCUUCUUUUCUGUUAUUUUAGUUCCAGGCUCUCUUCCAUGAAGACUGCAAGCUUCAGUGAACAUUUUAACUAACUUCAGUGGUGUGUCUACUGUCUUUUGGUUGGGUUUUGCCAUUAAUCCUGUAGAGAAUUUGCUCGUUUCUGUCCCGUGCAGAUGCAGCAGUGCUAAGCCAGUGGCAAUGCAUUUCCCUGUAGUGUAAGUAAAUAAAAAAAAACAACCCCUGUUAGCAUUGUUAACCCUUUGAAUAGCUGCAAUAAAUGUAGAACUAAACAAC